Molecule: messenger RNA, 606 nt
Organism: Eruca vesicaria subsp. sativa (arugula)
Lineage: Eukaryota; Viridiplantae; Streptophyta; Magnoliopsida; Brassicales; Brassicaceae
Source: the annotation of a GenBank genome assembly
CUGGCCUCCAAGGCGUUAUAUCUCGUCUUCUCACGAUCGGCAGGAGUGAAUCGUGAACCGAGUUUAAGGAUCUGUCUGAGGGUAUAAAUCUCACUACCUUGUUCGAUUGUUGGUUUAGCUGGAAUCGAUUGCUUGUUCAAAGCGAGAAAAAUGGCUUCGAAACGGAUCUUGAAAGAGCUCAAUGAUAUCCAGAAUGAUCCUUCAACCUCCUACACUGCUGGUCCAGUUGGUGAAGACUUGUUUCAUUGGGAAGCUACAAUAAAGGGUCCAUCAGACAGUUUUUACUCAGGUGGAGUCUUUAUUUUAACCAUUCACUUCCCUCCUGAUUAUCCUUUCAAACCACCCAAGGUUACGUUUAGGACAAAAGUGUUUCACCCUAAUGUCAACAGCAAUGGAAUCAUUUGCCUCGACAUUUGCCAAGAUGUUUUGAAAGAACAAUGGAGUCCUGCACUCACCAUUUCCAAGGUUUUGGUUUCGAUAUGUUCAUUGUUGAGGGAUCCAAACCCAGAUGAUCCUAUGGUUCCCGAGAUUGCUCACAUGUAUAAAACCGAUAGGACCAAGUAUGAAUCUACUGCAAGAAGCUGGACUCAGAAAUAUGCAAUGUGA